This is a messenger RNA of Entrophospora candida, 660 nucleotides long. The record is from the annotation of a GenBank genome assembly. Lineage: Eukaryota; Fungi; Glomeromycota; Glomeromycetes; Entrophosporales; Entrophosporaceae.
AACUAUUGAAAAGCCAGAUAUUCUUAAACAAGCUUUGGGACUAGAAAGAUGUGAUCCUAUUCCAGUAGAUCUUAUCGAAAAAGUAGAGAAAUUAGCCAAGUCUAUUGCCAUUAACAUAGUUGGAGAUGCAACUCGAAUUUCCAAAAGCCCUGCUCAUCGACAAAUUACGCUUACUCUUGCUAAUGGGCAUUAUUCUAUUGUGCCAAAUCCAGAUCGAUUCAAAAUAAAUACCGCUACUACUAAGCCAAAGAAGCCUUUAAUAUAUCAAGAGGAUGGAGUAAAUAACGUUGUAAAAAUAUUUGAUGGGAAAUCCAUACACCCCAUUACUGUUACAGAAUUACGAAAAUUACAAUCUAAAUCUCUCUAUGGGAAAUACUGUUAUAUUCCAGUCGCCAAAGAUGAAAUGCUAGAAGAUGCUUAUUCCAGAAUUCAUGAAGAACGAAAUAUUUUGCUAGAAGAAUCAAAAAAACUUGGUUUAUCAAUUGAUAUUUUCAUGUGUCACGCCAAUUAUAAGAAAGUUGCAUUGUGGUUAUUUGAAAGACUUAGCAAAGCAAUCCGUGCCAAUGAACCAUUAGAUCCUCUUGAAGCGAAAUGGAUUUCAGACUCAAUGAUGGGUGGAAUUAUUUGGGCUGAGAAUGACUGGAAAGGAUUUGGCAGACA